GUACUAGAUCUAUAACACUCUCGGAGUCUCGUGUGCUGCUGAGAAUCUAGGAGCCUAAUAAAUAGGCUAGAACUAGAGAUCUGUUCUAGAUAUUCUUCUCUAAUAACAACCUGAGUAAUAUAGAUCUAGUUAAAGUACGGUGAAGUUUGAGCUGCUAUUGACAAAAAUCAAAAUGUGUCCCAGAUUUUUACUGCCUGGAAUAAUUUUAGUGAUUGCAAGCCAAACGCAAGCAGCUCCCCAGGAAGACUUCAUUUCUGACUUGCCAGGUUUAUCAUGGAAACCAAAUUUUAAACAAUACUCUGGAUAUUUAAAAGGUUCUGGAUCAAAAAAGCUGCACUACUGGUUUGUAGAGUCUUCAGGCAACCCCAAAGUAGAUCCUGUUGUUUUGUGGAUGAAUGGUGGUCCAGGUUGUAGCUCGUUGCAUGGAUUCCUUACUGAACAUGGGCCUUUCAGGGUUAAUUCUGAUGGAUCAACACUGCAACCUUUUCCUUUUGCUUGGAAUCAGUUGGCAAGUAUGAUCUACUUGGAAGCACCUGCUGGCGUUGGCUUUUCUUAUUCUGAUGAUAAGAACUACACCACUGAUGACGAUGAGGUAUCAGAGAGUAAUCACUUAGCAUUGCAAGAUUUCUUUCGGAAGUUUCCUGAAUACUCUCAAAAUGAUUUUUACAUCACUGGAGAAAGUUACGGUGGAAUAUAUGUACCUACGUUGGUGUCAAGGGUUUUGGAUGAUCCAACCAUUAAUUUAAAAGGUUUUGCAGUUGGUAAUGGAUUAUCUGAUGAUGAAAUGAAUGACAAUUCUAUUGUUUACUUUGCCUACUACCAUGGUCUCUUGGGAGAUGAGGAAUGGAUAAAUUUGUUGAAAGUUUGUUGUCCAGGAAAAGAAUCAAGUCUAACUUGUAACUUUGUUGCUGGUAUGAAAAAUCCACAGUGUUCCUCAGAGCUGCAAGAUGUACAAAACCUGGUUUGGCGGUCUGGUUUAAAUGUCUAUAAUCUGUAUGCUAACUGCCCAGGAGGAGCUAAAGACCUCACACUUCAUUUUGAUGAAGAGAGGGAAAUGUUUGUUACCAGCAACUUUGGCUGGCCUUUUAUGUUUUUAAAAAGCUCAAUUUAUGACAUGAAACAGAAACUGAAGACUUUACCAGCAAACAAAUUAGUAUCAACACCACCAUGUACCAAUGACACUAAUGUCAUCAAGUAUUUGAACUCAGCAUCUGUUAAAAAAGCUCUCCACAUCUCUAAAGAGGCUGCAGACUGGGACAUUUGCAGCACUGUUGUUGGCAACAAUUAUAAGCAAUUAUAUUCUACAGUAAAGCCUCAGUAUCUGAAAGCAGUUAACAGAAAGCUUCGCGUCCUUGUAUAUAAUGGUGACAUAGAUAUGGCUUGCAACUUUCUAGGCGAUGAAUGGUUUGUGGACUCCUUAAAUUUAACUAACCCACAAGAACGAAAGAAAUGGUAUUACAAAGAAGCUGAUGGUACAACACAAGUUGCAGGCUUUGUAAAAACAUUUGAUUUCCUGACCUUCGCAACUAUUAGGGGAGCAGGACACAUGGUACCAACAGACAAACCUAGACCAGCUUUGGAAAUGUUCACGAACUUUAUACAAAACAAACCUUUUAAAUAUGAACAGCAAUGAUGUUGACCAGUGUUGUUAUGUGUAUUUCAAACAGUUUGUUAUGUGUCACAAUACUGACUUUGAUACAACGUCUUUUAAUUAUUAUAAUAGGAUGCCUCCUGUUUUUUUGUGAUAAAUUGAUACUUUUUUUCAAAAUUAGAUUUUUUACCAGUUGUGUUUAAAUUUCUAACUUUGUCUUUGCUUGUAUUAAACAAGUGCAUUCUGUUAUCUUUGUAUCAAAGAGUAGAAUGUAAAACAGAAGAGCUACAUAUCUAGAUACCUGGCGAUGUUGUACAUAAGCUUCCUUGUGUAAUCUUGUGUCUGAAACUGCCACCACUAGGAUCAGUUUGUGUCAAUAAUGUUUCUUAAGAAUCAAUUGAUUCUUAUAACUGCUUAAUAUAUUUUUCAGUAUUUAUAUAUUAAACUAUACCAGAAAAAUUGUAUUUAGAGUUGUAAUAUAUAAAUAUACUAUAAUCAAUGCCUUAAGAGCUAUACUCUGCUUAUUCUGAAAAGUAUGCCAAAUAUUUUGAGUGAAAAAAUCUUUUUAGGACUCAUAUAUUUCCCCCUCCCCACAGACAAUACCUUCGCCAUCCUUAGAUGUGAAAAGUCUGUAGGUCAGAGCUUGUCUGCAGACAUGCAAAAUACUGUUUGCUUCUGACUUAAAGACAAAAUUAUUACCUUUGUAUUUAUUACAGUAAUGUGCCUGUCUUAUACUGAAACUAUACUUGAAUCAAUUAUUUGCAUUUGGUAAAUAAAUCUAUCAAGCCUAACAUAACUUUUAGUUGUAUCAUAUUCUGGUUUUCAUUCAUUCAAAGGUUGUUUCAUUCACAUGUUGCUAAUUUAAAAAAAAGAAUAAAAAUAAUAAUAAAA
This is a messenger RNA of Biomphalaria glabrata, 2482 nucleotides long. Its product is annotated as lysosomal protective protein-like. Gene Ontology annotation, biological process: proteolysis. The record is from RefSeq and is a predicted model, not a curated record. NCBI's taxonomy places the organism in Eukaryota, Metazoa, Mollusca, Gastropoda, Planorbidae. Gene Ontology annotation, molecular function: serine-type carboxypeptidase activity. The transcript has 14 exons. The coding region runs from base 173 to 1633 and encodes 486 amino acids.